AUGACAGUUGAUUUAAAUGUUCCUUAUUCAGCAUGUGAUUUAAAAAGAGUAAAGAGAUUGGAAUUGGGAGUAUUGGAUCCUGAAAUAAUAAAAAAAAUAAGUGUGUGUGAAAUAGUAAAUGUAGAUAUAUAUAAAGAUGGCUUACCAAGAGAAGGGGGUUUAAAUGAUAUAAGAAUGGGAACUAUUGAUUAUAAAACAUUAUGUGGUACUUGUAAUAUGAAUGUUAAAUAUUGUCCUGGCCAUUUUGGUCAUAUACAAUUAGCAAAACCAAUGUAUCACUAUGGUUUUAUGAAUGUUGUUUUGAAUGUUUUAAGAUGUGUAUGUUAUCAUUGUGGUAGAUUGUUAUGUAAUAUGAAUAAUUCAAAAGUUAAAUAUAUUGAGAAAAUAAAAGUAAAUAGCUUAAGAUUAAGAAAAUUAUCAGAACUAUGUUCGUCUAUAAAGGUUUGUGAUCAUUCUGUACAUGAAGAUUCAUUGAAUAUUAAUGAUAAUUCUAUAGAUAAUUUUUAUAACAAUGAUUUAAGUAAUUUAAACGUAAAUCAGAAAAUGCUUUUAAAUCCAAAUACAUAUAGUAAUAUAUUUGAGAUGGUAAGUAAAGAAGAUGUAGAUUGUGGUUGUGUGCAACCAAAAUACACGAGAGAAGGGCCAAAUAUGUUUAUUCAAUUUUUACAUAGCAGUGAAGAAGAUAUUGAUGAAAGUAAAAGAAAAUUAAGUGCUGAAGAAGCUUUAGAAAUAUUAAAAAAAAUAAGAAAGGAAGAAAUGGGAAUUUUAGGAUUCAAUUCAGAUAGAUGUAUUCCUUCAUCUUUAAUAUUAACAUAUAUACCUAUUCCUCCUCCAUGCGCUAGGCCUUAUGUUCAAUAUGGGAAUCAAAGAAGUGAGGACGAUUUGACUUUAAAAUUAUUAGAUAUUGUAAAAACUAAUAUUCAGUUAAAGAGGCAAACGGAUAGAGGUGCCAAGUCUCAUGUUCUCCAAGAUUUAUGUUCAUUACUACAAUUUCAUAUUACUACUUUAUUUGAUAAUGAUAUUCCAGGAAUGCCUAUUGCUACUACUAGAUCUAAAAAACCAAUUAAGGCAAUAAGAACAAGAUUAAAAGGAAAAGAAGGAAGACUGAGAGGAAAUUUAAUGGGAAAAAGAGUAGAUUUUUCUGCAAGAACUGUAAUUACAGGAGAUCCUAAUUUAGAUAUUGAUUAUAUUGGUGUACCAAAAUCAGUUGCUAUGACUUUAACAUUUUGUGAAACUGUAACUCCAUUAAAUUAUGAAGAUUUAAAAAGAAGGGUAGAAAGAGGGCCCUAUGAAUGGCCAGGUGCAAAAUAUAUUAUAAGAGAUAAUGGAACAAAAUAUGAUUUAAGACAUGUAAGAAAAAGUUCAGAAAAGGAGUUAGAGUAUGGAUAUAAAGUAGAAAGGCACAUGACUGAUGAAGAUUAUAUUUUAUUUAAUAGGCAACCAUCAUUACAUAAAAUGAGUAUUAUGGGGCAUAAAGCAAAAAUAUUACCCUAUUCUACUUUUCGAUUAAAUUUAGCAGUAACAUCUCCAUAUAAUGCUGAUUUUGAUGGAGAUGAAAUGAAUUUGCAUUUAGCUCAAUCUCAUGAAACAAGAUCAGAAAUUAAACAUUUAAUGAUAGUACAAAAACAAAUAGUUUCUCCACAAGGAAAUAAACCUGUUAUGGGUAUAGUUCAAGAUUCUCUGCUAGCUAUUAGAAAAUUUACAAGAAGGGAUAAUUUUUUAUGUAAAGAAGAAGUUAUGUCUUUAUUAAUUUGGAUUCCUUAUUGGAAUCAUGUAAUACCAACUCCUGCUAUAAUAAAACCAAAAGCAUUAUGGACUGGAAAGCAAAUAUUUUCUAUGUUGUUACAGUUUGAUGAUGUGAAUAGAAAUAAUGAUCUACUAAAUAACAAAAUGAAUGAUAAUAAUUUAAAAAAUGAAGAGGAAGUAAAAAGAAAUUGUGUUACAAAAAUAGGAAAUAAUCAACCAAAUAGUCCUUGUUCAAUUGUAGAUAAUAUAAACCAUGUAAGUAAUACAUUUAAUAGUAAUAUAAAACAUCAAGUAAAUAAUAAUGAUAAUUAUAAUUCGUUUAAAAACCCCAAUAUGGUAAAAAUUAAUUUAAUUAGAGAUUCCUCUACUUCAUGUAAAGAUGAUAACCCUUAUUGUUCAGUUAAUGAUGGAAAGGUAAUUAUAAAAAAUAAUGAAUUACUAAGUGGAAUUAUAUGUAAAAGAACUGUUGGUUCAUCUAGCGGUUCUUUAAUUCAUAUAUUAUGGCAUGAAAUGGGUCCAGAUAAAACAAAAGAUUUUAUUUCUGCUUUACAAAAAGUUACUAAUAAUUGGUUAGAGUAUAUUGGUUUUACUGUUAGUUGUUCGGAUAUUAUAGCAAGUAAUAAAAUUUUAGAUAAAGUAAAAGAAAUACUGAAUAAAUCAAAAAAAGAAGUUACAAAAUUAGUUAAAAAAGCACAAAGAGGAGAAUUAGAAUGUCAACCUGGAAAAUCUUUAUAUGAAUCUUUUGAAACAAGAGUAAAUAAUGAAUUAAAUUGUGCUAGAGAAAUGGCAGGAAAAGUUGCUUCUGAAAGUUUAGAUGAAAAAAAUAAUAUUUUUAGUAUGGUUGCAAGUGGAUCUAAAGGAUCUAUAAUUAAUAUAUCACAAAUUAUAUCUUGUGUUGGGCAACAAAAUGUAGAAGGAAAAAGAAUCCCCUUUGGUUUUAAUCAAAGAUCGUUACCUCAUUUUAUUAAAUUUGAUUAUGGACCAGAAAGUAGAGGUUUUGUUUCUAAUUCAUAUUUAAGUGGUUUAUCACCCCAAGAAGUUUUCUUUCAUGCUAUGGGAGGUAGAGAAGGUAUUAUUGAUACAGCAUGUAAAACUUCAGAAACAGGUUAUAUACAAAGAAGAUUAAUUAAAGCAAUGGAAGAUGUAAUGGUCCAGUAUGAUAGAACUGUAAGAAAUUCUUAUGGAGAUAUUAUUCAAUUUUUAUAUGGAGAAGAUGGUAUGGCUGGAGAAUAUGUAGAAGAUCAAAUUAUAGAUUUAAUGAAACUGGAUAAUAAAGAAAUCAAUAAAUUAUAUAAGUAUAAUUUUGAUGAAGAAUCUUAUGGAAAAGAUUUCUAUUUAUGUAAAAGUGAAGAGAGGAAAGAAUCAUAUAUAGAUUACAAUAAACAAAAUAUAUUAAAUCAAGAAUUUGAAGAAUUAUAUAAAUGUAAAAAUUAUUUAUGUAAAGAAAUAUUUCCUGAUGGUGAUAUCAGACAGCAUUUACCCAUUAACAUGAACAGGUUAAUAGAAUAUGCAAAAUCACAAUUCCCAUUUAUCCCCUUAAUCAAUAGUAAAUCUAAGAAUAGAAGUAGUGACAGAAUUCGAUCAAAAAUAAAACUAAAAAAGAAAAAGAAAAAAAAAAAAGUUAAAACGAAUGAUUAUACCCAGAACAACGAUUUAGAUUAUAAUGGAAUAAAUAGCACACAUAAUAAUGUUUCAGAUAACAAUAAUAAUGAACUUUUGUCAGAAAUAAAAAAAGAAUACGAAAAUAAUGAUCUUUCUAAUAUUAUAAAAUGCCAAAAAUCAUAUAAUGAAAUGGAAUCAUUUGAUGAGGAAGCAAAUAAUGAAAUAGAAACAGAUGAUGACAAUGAAGAAGAAGAUGAUAAUGACGACAAUAGUUAUUAUUAUUCUGAUAGUAGUUUUCAAGGGAACAAAAAACAUUUUGAAAAUAUGCUAAAAAGUAACAUAGAACAAGAAGACAAUUCUAUGGUUAAUCCAAUAGAUAUUGUCCAUAAGGUAAAUAAUUUUUUAGAAAAUUUAGUAAUUAUAAAACAAAUUAAUAGUAAUGAUACAUUAUCUUUAGAAGCUCAAAAUAAUGCUACUAUAUUAUUAAAAGCACAUUUAAGAACUUAUUUAAAUUCUAAAUUAUUAACACAAACCCAUAAAAUAAGUCUAAAAGGAAUUGAUUGGUUAUUGCAAGAAAUUGAAAAAAAUUUUUAUAAAUCUUUAUGUCAUCCAGGAGAAUGUGUUGGAGCUUUAGCAGCACAAUCUAUAGGAGAACCGGCUACACAAAUGACUUUAAAUACUUUUCAUUUUGCAGGAGUAGGAUCAAAAAAUGUAACAUUAGGUGUUCCUAGAUUAAAAGAAUUAAUAAAUAUAGUUAAAAAUGUAAAAACACCAUCAACUACUAUUUAUUUAGAUGAUCUUGUCUCUAAUGAUCAACAAAAAGCAAAAGAUAUAUUAACAAAAUUAGAAUAUACUACAUUAAAGCAAUUAACUUCACAUGCUCAAAUAAUUUAUGAUCCAUAUACUACUACCACUAUUCUAGAAGAAGAUAAAUCAUGGGUUAAUGAAUUUUAUGAAUUUCCUGAUGAAGAUGAUACUCAAUAUACAUUAGGAGAAUGGGUUCUGAGAAUUCAAUUAACAAAUAUACAUGUAAAUGAAAAAAAAUUAACUAUGAAAGAAAUAGUUUAUAUUAUUUAUUCUGUUUUUUCGAGUGAUGAAUUAGAUAUUAUAUACACAGAUGACAAUUCAGAAGAUUUAAUUUUAAGAAUAAGAGUUAAGUAUUUAAACGGUGAAUACAAUUUUAUAAAUGAUGAUGAUGAUGAUGAUCAUGGGGACGAAGAAGAGGAAGAAGAUGAUUACAAUAACAUUUCAAAUUCUUUUAAAACUAAAAAGAAUGCUUCACCUGAUUCAAAUAACAAUUUAAAUGAAAAAAAAGAUGAUAAUUUAAGUGUUAAUAGUUAUAAUACUCAAAAAAAUAAUAAUAGUAAUGAAAAUAAAAUAAGGAAUAAUACAAAAGAAGGAGAAAAUGACUAUGAAAAUGAUAAUGAAGAUGACACUCUUUUUGGUAAUAAUGUAAAAAAUAAUAAUGAUAAUUCUAGUAAUAGUAAAAAUAUUUUUUCUAAUUAUGAGAAUAUGAAGGAAUUAGGAAGUCAAGAUGAUAUGUAUAACAAAUCAACGUCAAAGAAUAUGGAUGAUGAUGCCACAUUAAAAAAUAGAAGUAAAACUAAUAAUCCUCUCUUAUCAAAGGAAGAUACAGAAGAUACUUUUUUAAAAAAAUUGAUGGAGCAAUGUUUGUCAACAUUAAAAUUAAGAGGUAUUGAAAAUAUAACAAAAGUUUAUAUGAGAGAAGAAGCAAAAAUAAAUUAUGAUACGGAAAGUGGAAAAUUUAUUAGAAGUUCUCAUUGGGUAUUAGAUACAGAUGGUUGCAAUUUAGAAAAUAUUUUUUGCGCUCCUCUUGUAGAUUAUAAAAAAACUAUAUCUAAUGACAUAGUAGAGAUAUUUGAGGUGUUGGGAAUAGAAGCAGUUAGAAGAGCAUUAUUAAAAGAAUUAAGAACAGUUAUAUCUUUCGAUAGUUCAUAUGUUAAUUAUAGGCAUUUGUCUAUAUUAUGUGACGUCAUGACACAAAAGGGAUAUUUGAUGUCAAUAACAAGGCAUGGAAUAAAUAGAGUGGAUAAAGGACCCCUAAUAAAAUGUAGUUUUGAAGAAACUGUAGAAAUAUUAUUAGAGGCAGCUGCAUUUGCACAAGUAGAUCACUUAAAAGGAAUUACAGAAAAUAUUAUGUUAGGUCAAUUAUGUAAAAUAGGAACAGGUGCAUUUGACAUUAUUAUUGAUAAUCAAAAAUUAAAUGAUGCAAAUCAGAAUUUAGAAACAAUUCAAGAUAUAACAAGUGCAGGAUUUACAACUCCUGAUACCUACCACGGAAUAACACCAGAUGGUCUUCAAUCACCAAUACCAAUAAAUACAUUAAAUUCCCCCUUACCAUUUUCACCAACAUAUAAUUCGAAUUUAUUGUCUCCUACUGCACCUAUAGAUAAUGUUAAUAAUAUAUUAUCACCUCAAUGCUUGCAAAAUUAUCCUGACAAUAUUAUGUCUCCUUCAAAAAAUGAUUUUAAUAAUUUAGACACUUUAAAAUUAGGUGGAAAAUUUUCCCCGACACAUUCUCCUAAAUCUCCUACCUCAAUUGUUCAUUCGCCUUUUUCUCCAUUUGAUCAUCAUAAUCAGCAACCUAUUGAUCCUAAUUUAUUAUUUUCUCCAAAAAGUAACUUAAUGAAUUAUAAUGUUUUUUCACCCAAAGCAAAUAUGAAUAAUAUCCAGUCUCCAAUUAUGUAUUCUCCAAACCCUAUGCUAGAUAUUUUUUCACCUAAACCUCAAAUACAAAGUAACAUUUAUUCCCCAUCAUAUUCCCCUACUUCUCCUUCAUAUAAUGCAGACAAUGUAUAUUACUCACCUACCUCUCCAAAAAAUCAAAUGGACGAUGUUAAAUCAAAUAUAAAAUAUAAUGUUAUGUCCCCUGUCUACUCAGUUACAUCACCAAAAUAUUCUCCUAUGUCUCCUCAAUAUUCACCAACAUCUCCUGUAGCUAACAAUCCUGGUAGCCCUCAUUACUCUCCUUAUUCAAUAACUUCCCCAAAAUUUUCUCCAACUUCUCCUGCAUAUUCCAUUAGUUCUCCAGUUUAUGAUAAAAAUGCAGUACUUAAUAACCAACCACUAUCACCUGCUUAUAUAAUACAAUCUCCUGUACAAGUAAAGCAAAACACACAAGAUGCUCAUAUGUUUUCUCCAAUUCAGCAAACUAAUAAAAAUGAAACUCAAAAUGAUGAUCCAUUUUCACCUAUGCCUUAUAAUAUUGAAGAAGAUGAAAUGAAAGAAGAUUGA
This is a messenger RNA of Plasmodium gallinaceum, 6603 nucleotides long. It is a transcript of the gene RPB1, whose product is annotated as DNA-directed RNA polymerase II subunit RPB1, putative. The record is from RefSeq and is a predicted model, not a curated record. Gene Ontology annotation, molecular function: DNA binding. Gene Ontology annotation, cellular component: RNA polymerase II, core complex. The coding region runs from base 1 to 6603 and encodes 2200 amino acids. Gene Ontology annotation, biological process: DNA-templated transcription. Lineage: Eukaryota; Apicomplexa; Aconoidasida; Haemosporida; Plasmodiidae. The transcript has a single exon.